GGGUGUGUCCUGAUACGCCUUCGAGUGUACAUAUAUAGCAGGGUAGACAGCAAUAGGAGAAGUCUGUUGAAACACAUCUUCAAUACAUCACGAUGCUGAAGCUCCUGGCUCUUUGUCUUGUGUCUGUGGCUUUGGGCCAGCUUUUUUGUCCUGGUCGCUUGGUCUUGGACAGAGUGAGCGGGUACCGUGUGGAAUAUGAUGACCGUGCGAACGUUGUCCUGCUGAUCAGUGACAGCGAGUGCUAUAUCGUGGAGGCAGCCGAUACCACCUGGGAUGCUCUGGUCCGCAACCACGAUGAACUUCAUGCUGCUGCUCUGGACAUCGUCAAGCUCAUCGACAGCAAGACUGGGGUGACGGCGACUACCUUCCGUGAGAGCGAAACCAAGUACCACAGCCGCCUGGAGGAGUUCCAGUGCGCACCAAGUCCAUCGCCGUCGUCAGCUACACCCCCAGCGCUUCCAGCGCCACCACGCGUGCACCCUGAGCCCUCGUCAGCCCUACACCCUGUCUCUCAGUGGUGUGGUCAGUCCCCGGCUUCCAGAAAUCUUUCGGCGUCUCAACAAAAUAAAAAUAUUUCAGUGAUUUGAGUUCAUAUUCUGUUUGUAUCAACAAGUGUUUGCUGUAUGUCUUUACACCCUAGUAUAAUUUAGGAGACUAUUCAAGAUGAUG
Molecule: messenger RNA, 669 nt
Organism: Pomacea canaliculata
Lineage: Eukaryota; Metazoa; Mollusca; Gastropoda; Architaenioglossa; Ampullariidae
Exons: 5
Coding region: 93-587 (164 amino acids)
Source: RefSeq, a predicted model, not a curated record